GGACAAAGUCUAGUUGGAAGAGAGAUUAAACAGUGCCUAGUUGGUUACUCAAUGAUGCUCCAAAGUACAAGAGGUCAGUUCUAUGGCCCCAUUAUAAAACCUCUGUACUACCUGAUCACACUUGUGCCAGUGGGAAGGCUAAGCAUGGAUCUGGUCAUGGGCUCAGUGCUCAUUCUGACAUGUCUGCUUCUGUUCUCAUACUGGAAAUUGGGUUCUAAGAGAGGGAAUCUACCUCCUGGACCUACUCCUCUGCCAAUUAUUGGCAAUAUCCACCAGAUAGAUGCCAAGAAAAGGCACCAAGCCUUUACCAAUUUCUCUAAAAUCUAUGGCCCUGUGUUCACUCUGUAUUUUGGCAUGAAACCUACAGUGGUGCUAUAUGGCUAUGAGGCAAUAAAAGAAGCUCUCAUAGGUCAUGGGGAGGAGUUUAGUGGAAGGGGAAGUGUCCCGAUUAAUCAGAUGAUUUCUAAAGACCUUGGCAUUUCUAUUACCAAUGGAGACAAAUGGAAAAAAACAAGGCACUUCUCACUCCUAACCCUAAGAAAACUGGGCAUGGGGGAAAAAGUAUUGAGAACCGUAUUUAAGAGGAAGCACAGUUCCUUGUGGAGGAACUGAAGAAAACCAGUGGUAGGGGCAGGUUUACAAUAUGACAUUUACAUCUUGUCCUGUGUAUAUCUGCAUUAGUCAAUUUUUCCCAUUCUAUUCAAAGUAUUGUUUUCUAAAGAGAUGUCAUGGGUAUGGGUCUCAUGUUAAUUUUUUAUGGGAUUAUAGAGCAAUACAUUCCCCUCAUCAAAAAUACUGUUUUCCUUUGCUUAUCAUCUCACCACAAUACAAUUUCCAAUAGCAAUAGUUACUGAGAAAACAUAAGAACCCUAGAAAAGAUUGGAUUAGCUUUCUUUUCAUUACCUUACUUUUCUUCAAUUUUCCUCUUUUUUCUUGAACAGGUCUAGACUGCUCCUCUAAAGUGUCUAAGUGUCCUUCUUGUAUUAUGUUUACUGUUUUUGGCAACUGUGGUAUGAUGUAAUAAUUUUAUUUUUCAUUGAUUGUAGUAGAAUUCUUUUUGAUUAGUGCAUCUCACCUGCUUGCACAGUAUCAAAA
Microtus ochrogaster (prairie vole) is the source of this 1095-nucleotide messenger RNA. Its product is annotated as cytochrome P450 2C26-like. Gene Ontology annotation, cellular component: intracellular membrane-bounded organelle; cytoplasm. NCBI's taxonomy places the organism in Eukaryota, Metazoa, Chordata, Mammalia, Rodentia, Cricetidae. The record is from RefSeq and is a predicted model, not a curated record. Gene Ontology annotation, biological process: xenobiotic metabolic process. Gene Ontology annotation, molecular function: oxidoreductase activity, acting on paired donors, with incorporation or reduction of molecular oxygen, reduced flavin or flavoprotein as one donor, and incorporation of one atom of oxygen; heme binding; iron ion binding. The annotation marks the transcript as partial. The transcript has 3 exons.